AUGCCCGUACACGCCAACGACGACCAGGAGAUUGCCCAAGCUACCCCUCGCAAGCGCCAGCGCAUGUCCCUGGACUUGCGCAGGCAGAUUGUUGCAUUGCGCGACGAGGACUUGUGCACCUUUCGCGAGAUUACAGACUAUCUUGAUGUCCCGGUCGCAACCGUGCACAAUGUGUGCACCAAGUUUCGCGAGACUGGUAUCAUAGAGCCUCGUGCCUCCAAGCCGCCCAAUCGGACAGUCGUGACGAGGGAAAUGGAGGAAUUCCUGGCGGAAGAAAUCGACAAGGACUGCGCCGUGACCAACGGCAUGCUGGCCGACAAGUUGCACGAGAAGUUUGAUGUGAAAGUCAACGCGACGACAAUCGGUCGGCAUGUCAAGCGCAUGGGCAUUGAUUUCAAGAUGAUCUAUGAGCAGGUCACUCGCAAAAACUCGAUGGCGGUCAAAAUGAAGCGCCAAGAGUGGUUUCAGGACUUGGCCAAUGCGAACAUUCCCCAAUCGCGCAUCUUCUACGUCGAUGAGUGUGGCUUCAACAUUAACAUGCAUCGCAGCCGUGGGCGUGCUCCGAAGGGCAAGCGCGCGCUCAAGAACGUCGAUUCCAUUCGUGCUCCGAACUGGACACUAAUUUGUGUGAUUGGCGAUACGGGUGUCGUGCACUACGACAUCCACCACGGCCCUGUCAACCAGCAUGUAUUCCAACGGACGAUGGCCAAGUUUAUUCACGUGCUGGAAGGUCGCGAACUUGAGCCACACACUGCCGGCGACUCCUUCCGCAACGACGAAGACCACGGCACGAGCGACGAUGAGAACGAUAGCGACCAGGCUCCAGAGCAAGAGCUCGAGGAUGAAGGGUCUGCCAAUACCGGCGCUGGGACAUCGAUGCAGCAUGCUGGACCAUCAGCGCAGCAUGCCGGCACAUUGACGCAGCAUGCCGCAGCCUCAUCCCCUUCGAAUCGUGCUGCAGCAGGUGUGUCGCUCCAUGCACAGCAACCUUUUACAGACGACAUCCAGGAUGAGGACAACUCUGCCGACGACGUUGGGCAGUGGUCUUCCGCAGCAGCAGCAGCAGCAAGUCACCCAGCAUCCUCCACAGGCACCUCUUCCCUGCGACAUCCAAUGCGGACGCGUCGUCUCCAACAACUUGUGCAGCCGUCAUCCCAAACUUCAGCCCGCGCCGCAGCACCCAUCCGCACAUCCACCUACACCUACCCUCCCGCUGUUGAAGCCCUAUGGACGAACGAUGCCGACGACGAUGAUGAUGAUGAUGAUGACGACGAUGAGGAAGCUUAUCACCCUUCCCAGGCUGAAUGCUUUCAAGACGAGGCGGAGGAAGGCAACGACAACGCAGAUUUGCUGAUCGCAUCGGAAGAGAAGUACGGCCGCUCUUUCCCGCGAGAUGGCAGAACGUACAAGGCGUGGAUUGUGAUGGACAAUGCGAGCUUCCACAAAACAGCCAGCCUGCGCAACUACUUUUGGCGUAGGAACUACCGUCUGCUGUAUCUUCCGCCGUACUCGUCAUUCCUCAACCCGAUUGAAUAUGUUUUUGGCAAGAUUAAAUCUUGCUUCAAGCGCACUCCUCUGAAAAAAGGCGAGAAAGUCCAUCGCCGCAUUGAAGAUGCUGUUCGCCAAGUGUCGGCGCAAAAUUGCAGCCGCUCCAUUGUCCAUGUCAGCAAGUAUGCCUUCCCUUGUGCGCAGCUCGAAGAUAUCAAGGAUUAA
Messenger RNA from Capsaspora owczarzaki ATCC 30864, 1713 nucleotides. RefSeq lists its product as hypothetical. The transcript has 3 exons. Gene Ontology annotation, molecular function: nucleic acid binding. Lineage: Eukaryota; Filasterea; Ministeriida; Capsasporidae. The coding region runs from base 1 to 1713 and encodes 570 amino acids. The record is from RefSeq and is a predicted model, not a curated record.